This is a messenger RNA of Prorocentrum cordatum, 2682 nucleotides long. NCBI's taxonomy places the organism in Eukaryota, Dinophyceae, Prorocentrales, Prorocentraceae. The record is from the annotation of a GenBank genome assembly.
AUGCCAGAGUACAAGAAGCUCAGGCUCGGUGGCGUCGGCUUCGAUGAGGUCCGCCAAGGCGUAGAGAGCAUCAGGGAGGCGGAGAGGCACGCAGAGGAGCAGAACAGGAAGAUGCAGGAGGCCGCAGAUAUGACCGAGGCUGAGGGCGGCAACGAGGACGGCGACGGGAACACGAUGCCUGCCGAGGAGGGUGAGGCGCGGCGGGAGCCCACCAGCGAGACCGAGUUGCCAGGAUUUUUCUGGACCCAAGGUCGGCGUGAAUAUUGGAUCCCCACCGUGAAGCCGUGCUCCAAUGAAGAAGACGAUGAUGACAACGAUGGAGAUGACAGGCGAUCUGCGUUCAGUGCCAGGAAGGACCAGAUGCCUUUCCCAGAUUGGGUCCAGAUGCGGAUCGACAGCGUGAACCUUACAGUGUGCGGAGCUGGUCUAGAUGGAGUGUCUUGCAUGCAUGCGCGAGCUCGGAUGAAGAAGCUGCGGGACGAGUGGUCGAGCAGCGAUGACCCUCAGCAACGAGAGGCAGCCACGAAGUUCAGCGAGCGGCUCGAAGCAGCCGACUUGGCACAGAAGCUCGUCCAGCGAGGCUCCUUGCACAGCCUCGACAAGACCGUCUUCCAGGACAGGGUGAAGACAUUGGUCAGCACGAACAUGGUGUUUCCGUCGGCCUUGGCUCGAGAGAUUACCGACAGGCACGUCUCCGACAUGAUGCAGCCUCUCUUGAAGGGCACCUUGGACACUCGCACUGUCUGCGCCGCAUUCUUCCCCUACGACAUCGAUGAGCUUGCGGCUGAGCCCGUCGACCAGGACACGUUGGCAGUUGAUGAGCGAGGGCGGAAAGAGUGGGACCCUUUCAACCCCCGAGGCUGCGACAUACCAGUCCUACCGGAACUGCUUGCUGAGUCUUUCGAGCGCUGUUUGUGUUCGUACGUGCUGAGCCCCCUGCUGAAACAAUGGUCGGUGAUGACAUCCAAGGGGUUCAAGGGGAUUGUCGUUGAGAUCAUGCAGCUUCUCCUCCAGCAGCCUGAGGGUAUCAGCAAGCCUGUGCGUUUGUCGUGCAACGCUGGGGUCAAAAUGUGCCGUGCAAUCCUGUACUUAGUAGACAACGUGGAGCACGCCAAAUACGAAAAGGAGUUCACCUUAGUUCACGACUACACGCCUCCAGCUUCCACCCCUGGCAAAGCGGACUGGAAAGGCAUCAUAGUUUUUACCAUGGGGAUCUUGAGCCAAGAAUCGGAGUUCUUCAAGCCGGCGAUCUUGGACAUACGGCAAACGAAAGCUACCCACUCGACAGCCAAGGCGACGGUGGACGAGUAUUGCACGAAGGUGAGCAAUGCAGGUGCUACCUGGCCCGAGCGGGUGGACGAUGCAAGUAAGGCUCUAGCCGACAUUGCGUCGCUGAAGGCGAAGACCAGGGAGGGCACUACGAGCGCGCUGAUGCAGGCGCUCGACGACUUUGCGACCAAGCUGGGCGAGGCUGCAGAUGACGUCAUUAACACCAUGUCGAGCAAAGAUGCUGACCACAAGACCCAGCUGGAGCUCCUCCUGGCCGCGAAGACGUACUUUGAAGUUGCCUCCAGGACCGCGGCAGUGACCAUGUCUGCGGAGUCCAUCAAGAUACUGGAGAGGGUGUCCGAGGCCGUCCCCAAGAUCCAAGGAGCUUUGACUCUGAAGCAAUUCUUGCCAUACCUUGUCCAAUUGUCCAUCGCCGACUUUACGUCGCAAGAGAGUCGCCACUCCGUGCUAGACCACCUCCACGGGUUUCUCCGUGAGACUAACGUCGACGACGAGAUACCUACGGAGAUUGGCGAUCGUUCCAUCGAGAUCAUGGGCUUGCUCUUCGAAAAGGUGUUGGACCAGCCAUCUGGAUACGCAAGUGACGAGUGCACGAACUUCUUGCCUGUGUUCGGCAAGCUUAUCAGUACUUUGAGCUGUUCUCAGAAACGAGACCUGUGGAACAAGGAGGUCGAGCGCAUGAGGACAAUCAGUGGUAUCAAUAGCGACGUCGUGAAGUACACAGCGAUGGGGGAAGGGCGAUUGGACUCGCCUGACGGGAUCAGACUGCUUGACACGCUCACCUCUUCUUGCAACAAGCUCGAGGAGCUGUGCAGCUCCAACGUCUUGCCAGCGCGCUCUGGCGCGAACGGCCUCUUGCAGCAGGUGCAGACCGCCAUCGCGACAGACGGGGCCGAGCUGCUCAAGCGAGACCGCCAGAAGAUCACUGACUUCAUCGAGCUGCCCUUCGAGCCGAUGGCGUGCCCGCCCGUGAAGUUCGAAGCCAUCCUCGGGGGAACGUUCGACGGCAGCGACUGGCACCUCGAGCUCAACAAGCUGGCCGAUGUGCCCGACUUCGACAGCCUGUUCAAGGUUGCCGCGAAGACCAUCAUGAAGCACAACCCGAGCAUCUUCAGGACCAAUUCAACAACGAAGGCCAAAUACAACCUCACAGAGGUCUCCAGUGCAUUCGAGGAUGAUCACGAGAAAGCUGUGCUCAAAUCCUAUGUCACGCAGCGCGAGGCGUGCAUCCUCGGCAUGUUGAAAAAGCACCAUAAGGACGAGGACGAGCUCCAACGGACGAUGGCCUCCCAGAAGCAGCACGCCAAGAAGGCUUCCCCCGUCGCCGUGUGGGACCACGUGCAUCACGUGAUCAAGGUGUAUGUGCAGAAGGGCAUCGAUUUGUCGAUGUAG